Thamnophis sirtalis is the source of this 690-nucleotide messenger RNA. The record is from RefSeq and is a predicted model, not a curated record. Lineage: Eukaryota; Metazoa; Chordata; Lepidosauria; Squamata; Natricidae.
GAAAGCACAAGAAGGAAAAAAGAAAGUUGUCCUAGCUGGAUGUGUUCCACAAGCCCAGCCCCGACAAGACUAUCUGCAAGGCCUGAGCAUUAUUGGGGUUCAACAGAUAGAUCGUGUAGUGGAAGUUGUUGAGGAAACUAUUAAGGGUCAUUCUGUGAGAUUGCUAGGACAGAAAAAGGAUAAUGGGAAACGGCUGGGGGGAGCGCGACUGGAUUUGCCAAAGAUUAGAAAGAACCCCCUGAUAGAAAUCAUUUCCAUCAAUACAGGGUGUCUGAAUGCAUGUACUUAUUGCAAAACUAAGCAUGCCCGAGGGGAAUUAGCAAGUUAUUCUAUUGAAGAACUGGUAAACAGAGGCAAACAAUCCUUUGAAGAAGGAGUAUGCGAGAUAUGGCUGACCAGCGAAGAUACCGGGGCUUAUGGCAGAGACAUUGGCACAGACCUCCCGACUCUCUUGUGGAAGCUAGUGGAAGUGAUCCCUGAGGGAGCAAUGCUAAGGCUUGGCAUGACAAACCCGCCGUAUAUUUUAGAGCAUCUGGAGGAAAUGGCAAAAAUUCUCAACCACCCGAGAGUCUACUCUUUUCUACAUGUACCAGUUCAAUCCGCUUCUGAUAGCGUAUUGAUGGACAUGAAGAGAGAAUAUUGUGUAGCUGAUUUCAAACGUGUGGUGGAUUUUCUUAAAACUAGGUAAGU